UAAACGCAAACAUGCAACACAUCACGCUCGAGAGAAGUGACACUUCUACUCUUCAGGAGUAUGUCACCUCCAUCCUCCCCGACUCGUUUCGCCCUAACUUCGGCGAGGACCUCGAUCUUCACAGGCCUCUAGACUUGGGUCAGGAACCGCCAUGCUUGUGGCCUGACGAAACGGAUGGCGACUUCAACCUCAGGUCUCGAGUUGAGGCAAACCACAACCCAGACGACUUGCUGUGGUCUGCUGCUGGCCUCGACCUUGGGUCUCGGGCUGAAGCAAGCCACAAUGUAAACGGUGAUAUGUGGUCUACUUCCGAUGGCAACUUCGGUUCAGGGACAGAGGCAAACUACAACGCAGAUGACUUGUGGUCUGCUUCUAAGGGCGACCUCAACCUUGAGACAAACUACAAUUCAAACGGGCAUUCGUGGUCUACUAAAAGCAGCUUCAAUCUGAGAUGUGACACGGACCGUGGAGGACCGAUUCCCUGGGUUGACGGCGCACUGGCUGAGCCGACCUGUUCGAGAAAGCCGGAGAGGAAUUCCCAUUCCUUUGGGGAAAAUACGUCCACACCAACAAAUAUCUGUGAAAUAUAUAAUCAGAAUUUGUUUGGCUUUGGGGACGAGGAACCGCAGCUGGACCAAGGACUUCAGCUUACAGACGGUCCUUUGUUGCUGGACUCUGGAGACCCUUGCAACAGCAGGCGCACAGCAGAGUUCGCUGACGCUCCCUCGCCGCCCCCUGCAGCAGGAAGGAAGGGAUACCGACACAGACACGCCCGGAAGUACCUGAACGACGAAGUUCUCCAGAAGGAACGGAACCGCGAACUCAACAACGAGGCGUCGGCCCUGUACCGGAAGAGGAAGAAAGAGACCGCCUCUAAGUCGGAAGAUCAUCUGCGACAUUUGCAGCAAGAAAAUGAUCAUCUGUGCAAUAAACUACAACUCCUGACCGUGCAAAGUGACUGGUGCCACGACGUUUACGUGAAGUACAACGAUUAUUUUGCACCGUCCCUAGACGGCACCUUGCUUCCCUAAGAUAAAACCAUCAAAUGUAACCUUAGACUUUGAAUCUCUCAGUAUUAUUUCAUUAAACAUAAA
Molecule: messenger RNA, 1094 nt
Organism: Penaeus vannamei (Pacific white shrimp)
Lineage: Eukaryota; Metazoa; Arthropoda; Malacostraca; Decapoda; Penaeidae
Biological process (GO): regulation of DNA-templated transcription
Molecular function (GO): DNA-binding transcription factor activity
Source: RefSeq, a predicted model, not a curated record